GGUUAACGGUUUUUUAAAUAUUGUUUUGGAUUUGCCAAGAUAAUUUUUCCCCGGUAUUUUUUGUUUAUUUACAAUAUAAAGUGAUUUUAAACAACUAAAAACAAAAAUGUAUGGAAAAGAAGGUUUGAAACUUAUCAAUGAAUUAGUUCUUUCUGAUGAUAUCAAACCUUUCAAUGAUUUUGUUUUUAAAAAUGUUUUGGAUGAAAUGAAAGCAUUGUCAGAAGACAAUUAUGAACAAGUACAAACUGCAACUGAAGGAGUUGAUAUUCGUGGAUCACUUAAACUUCGUCAUUCUGCUUUGGAAAGAAAUAAACGUCUUCUUUUAACAUAUGUCAAUCACAGAAUGGAAAGAUUAAGAAAAAUGAGAUGGGAACUUGGAAGUAUUCUGCCACCGGAAGUCAAAGGUAAUUUAAUUGCCCCCGAAGAGAAAUGGUUUAAUAAUUAUAAUAAAGCAUUAGCUACAUAUAUGAAGUCUAUUGGAGAUGGAAAGGGACUCAACAUAAUGAAAGACAUGGUUCCACCAAAAGCACUUUAUGUCGAGGUUCGAUGUUUAGUCGAUUAUGGAAAAUUUGAAUUCGAAGACGGUCAAGUAGUUAAUUUGAAAAAGAAUACACAUCACUUGCUUCCGAGCACAGAAUGCGAAACUCUAAUAAGACAAGGUAUUCUUGAACACGUCAAUAAUUAGUUUUUUUUUUAAUUUUAAAAUUAAGUAAUAAAAAAAAAUGUUUUUUUUUUUUAAUGUUCAUUACAAAUUCAAUUUAGUAAAUAAAAGAAGAUUCACUGUGAUAUAAAAUAAAUGUUAAAAAUUUAGAAUAAAAUGAAAAUCAAUAUUUUUAUAGGCACUAAUAAAAAUUACAGUUUGUUAAAUA
Messenger RNA from Leptopilina boulardi, 869 nucleotides. RefSeq names its product DNA replication complex GINS protein PSF1-like. Gene Ontology annotation, cellular component: GINS complex. Bases 107 to 685 code for a protein of 192 amino acids. Gene Ontology annotation, biological process: DNA replication; DNA strand elongation involved in mitotic DNA replication. The transcript is spliced from 4 exons. The record is from RefSeq and is a predicted model, not a curated record. Lineage: Eukaryota; Metazoa; Arthropoda; Insecta; Hymenoptera; Figitidae.